Molecule: messenger RNA, 3862 nt
Organism: Orbicella faveolata
Lineage: Eukaryota; Metazoa; Cnidaria; Anthozoa; Scleractinia; Merulinidae
Product: scm-like with four MBT domains protein 1
Biological process (GO): negative regulation of DNA-templated transcription
Cellular component (GO): nucleus
Molecular function (GO): zinc ion binding; histone binding; chromatin binding
Source: RefSeq, a predicted model, not a curated record
UGAGGACUGGGUAUGAUGCUCUGCACGAAACCGAGGUUGGAUUCUCAACGAUGGCGACAGCUGAGACGCGAAAUGAGGAUCAAGUCUCAGAGGAAAUACCAGCAAAUGAUGAAGCCCCCAUACCAGUGAACACAGCAAAAUCAACAGGAGAUGUGGAUGCUGAGACAAAGGAGAAGAGCUCCCCCAGCGACCUUCCUUUAAAUAUGCCAAUGUCAGAAGAGACAAGUAUGCCGACCCCUCUUCAGGAAGAACAAUCCAACAUUAAGGGGGACACAGAGGCAGAAAGACAGGGUGAAAUCCUAGCUUUUUAUGGUGAGGAAGAAACGCGUAAUUAUGACAGUCCAGAGCCAGGCCCUGUGAUAGAAAAGGAUGACGCCGCCACUAAGGAGACAGCAGGAUCUGAGCAGGUUGAGAAAGAGCCUCCUAAAGAAGAGGUCCCAGAAGAUGAACCUCUCGCUGAGAACAUGGCAAAGUGUGAAUUCUGCCACUACGUUGGAAUAAGGGAAUCCUUUUUCUCAAAGUCCAAACGCUUUUGUAAAAUGGAGUGUGCGAAAAGAUACUCAUCAGCAUCCAAUAUUAAACAGAAGUCAAAGGGAGACAAGAUUGGGACACCAAAAAAGAAACACAGAACUUCAGACAGACAUCAUAAAGUUUCUUUAAAACUCGACCUUCUUUCUAACAUAGUAACUGUUUUGUCCGAUACAGCCAAGUGUGAAUUCUGCUGCUACAUUGGGGUAAGAGAACACUUUUUCUCAAAGUCCAAACGCUUCUGUAAAAUGGAGUGUGCAAAAAGGUACUCUGCAUCGAAUAUUAAAAAGAAAUCUAAAGGAGAAAAGAUCGGAACUCCAAAAAAGAAACACAGAACUUCAGAACGGCAUGCUCACAAUACUAAUGCUUUGGCUUCUGCUUCGGCAACAACAUCUUCAGCUACUACUGCGGCAACGGCUUCUAGUGUUCAAGAAACAGUUCAAGAUGGACAUGAGGAGGAGGCUGAAGGAGCUAAUGCAAGUGCACCCCCCUUGUCAAGAGAAGACGUUGGUGAAAACUGGCAGAAUCGCAGCUUUGACUGGUCAGAGUACCUCAAGAAAACAGGAGCUAAAGCUGCUGCAAAUCAUCUAUUUGAACAUGUCAGUCUAAGCCCAUGUUUGAAGGGCGUACAUGUUGGCAUGAAGGUUGAAGUUGUGAACUGCAGUAUGGAUGUCAUCGAUGAUACUGACGUGGCAUUUUGGGUGGCGACAGUGAUUGAGAUCAAACACUACAGAGUUCAGUUACGAUAUGAAGGUUAUGAAUCCAACCCUGCUGGUGACUUCUGGUUUGACUUGAGAUCAAAGAAUAUUCACCCGGUUGGUUGGUGUGCCAAGAGGAAUAAACUGCUUAUACCACCUCCAGCUAUCAGAGAGAACUGUGCCAAUUGGAGAGAUUACCUGUUCAAAUGUCUCUCAGGAGCAAAGACCUUCUCGGUCGAGUUUCUUCAGCAACUACAAAGCCAGCCUUACAACCGAUUUCAAAAGGGCAUGAAAGUAGAAGUGGCUGAUCGUAAGAACAUGUACUCCAUGUGUGUGGCCACCAUAGUCGAUGUGAUCGGUGACCGUCUUCGCAUGCGAUAUGAUGGUCUUGAUGAUGAUGUCGCUGAGGACUUCUGGUGCCACUACCAGUCGUCGGAGAUUCAUCCAAUCGGAUGGUCGUCCCUGGUGGGACACACUUUGCAGCCACCCAUUGGUUGGAAACACAGUCUCAGUAAGUGGAACGAAUUCUUGGCAGAUGAUCUGGCGAACUCUUUAGAUGCACCUCAAGAGUUCUUCGUGCAGGAUUCAACAGGAACAGCUCCAGGUGUUCAUCAGUUCAAAGUGGGCAUGAAAUUUGAAGCUAUCGACCCGUUUAACCCGAGCCAUGUGUGUGUGGUGACUGUCAUCAAAGUUCUGAAGUUUAAUUACUUUGUCCUUGGAGUUGAUUCCCUGGCGACGUACUUUGUGUGCCAUGCCAACUCAAUCAACGUGUUCCCCUGCGGAUGGGCCAAGGCUCAUGAUCUUCAGUUGCACCCACCUAGAGACUACAGUGUGGAGACAUUCAGCUGGCCUGAAUAUCUUGCUAAGACGGGUGGUUUCGAGGCUCCUAUUCAGCUCUUCAGACAGGAACAAAGAGGCGAGAACAACUUCAAAGUGGGCACUAAAUUAGAAGCAGUUGAUCUGCGUGAACCGGCUCUCAUCUGCCCAGCGACAGUGACAGACCUGAAGGGACCCCUGCUAAGAAUCCACUUUGACGGGUGGGACGAGUCCUACGAUCAGCUUGUCGAUAAGGAUUCUUUAGACAUCUUCCCUGUUGGUUACUGCUCGUCAGUGGCUCAUCCAUUGCAGCCCCCGGGACCGAUGCCUGAUAGAUAUGUGGAACGGUACGGCCCAGUUACUGACGUCAGCCGCCCAUCAGUGCCUAGACCCCUGAGUCGGCCCGUCAAGAGACGAGCGUCCACAGAGGAUGACGGACAGAAGAAAAAAGCGAAAUCUCUGUAUCCGCAAGAGAUCGUGUAUUUAAACAAGCGCUGUUACCCAGGACCUCUUCUCAGUCGUGACUUGAUGCGCAGUCUCCCUGAUGCCGUGCGAGGCUCUGUGGUUGGGCCGGAGAAGCACAACAUCAUGCGACUGUGUAUGCAGCACUUGGUGUCCGCCUCCAUCAACCCUAAACAAGUGCUGGAGCUGUUUAGCCGCGAGUUUUACCAGAGCAAGAAGAACAGGGAGUUACAGCUUGGCGGCACAGUGUGCAUUGAGACCAAGAGCAAGAACGGCAAGCGGCUCAUGCGGCGUGUGCGCGUAGUGAACAAAGCAGAACACCUUCAGCCGUAUCUACAGCGCGUCUGUCAAGUGCUGGGAUGCUGUUCAGAGCUUGUCAGCGCUACUCGCUAUCCUAUGGGACACUGUAAUCAGACCAGCUGUGUUAAAGGAAAAGAUAAUGGCGUGACAUCCUCAAGCGACGGUCGUCCCCUGCAAGAAACGACCGCUAUUGUUCCCCCACCCCCGUCCGUCGCCGGUUACCCUCCUCCCGGUCAAAAGCUUCAUCACAACGACUCGGCUGCUGUCUGGCUACAGCCGACGGAGAGAGACUCGUCACACGAUUCGAUGGUGUCUUCGACGAGUAAUCUUCCUUCGUCCGCGGCUCAGGAAUCUGACGCUGCCUCCGUUCUGUUGUACCAGAGCUCAAACAGCGGUAAGGAUCCUCGCCUGUGGAAUGUGCAGGAGGUGACGGGCUUCAUGUAUUCUAUCGGCUGCUCGAAUUACGCGGAUGCCUUUAUUAAAGAGGAGAUCGACGGCCGCGCCCUUCUACUCUUGACGCAAGAAAUGUUGGAAUCGUUAACAGAGAACAAACUGGGACCCAUGACGAAAAUCCAGAGCGCAGUCAAGGCCCUUAAACAGGCAUGGGGCAUAUGAACAUUGGAAUGCAAAUUAUAUAUCAGAAACGCCACAGUUUUAUUUGGAAUCUACAGAUGCGGUGAUUUUGCUGAAUGUACAAGAUUUUUGUAGUUAUAUUUUAAUUUCUUUCCGUUAACCCUUCGAGCCCCCAUAUCAGCGUAUAAAUUUUCCCUAACCUUAGCAGCUAUUGGGAGAAUUUGAGGAUUUAUCAAGGCAGUUUCUUCUAGUGGUCAGACAUCAGUAUCACUGAGUUUGUGGUGAUUUCUUGAGGACAAAACCAAUGCUGACUUGUUUGUUCGGGCUUAAAGGGUUGACUUGUAGUAUGUCUAGGCUUAUUAUAACAUUAAUUCCAUAGUGGGAGGGAAUGUGGGUCAUGCAAAAUAGCACAUUAGAAGUCAUUGAAAGUCAUUUAAGGGGUUGCUGUCAUCGAUGUUUUAAAAUAAAAAUGAUUUCAAGAAGAU